AUGCAAGCUUCACGGAAAGGGAUCUCAUUGAUUCGACUCCGCGAAAUGUCAACAGGCUACGUUGCUCAGAAAUUAAAGGGUGAUGACUAUCAGUAUGUUCACAAAAGUGAUAUUCCAACCUAUCAUUUCCAGAGAAGUCUUCGAAGAUUGCCGAUUCCCAAGCUAUCAGAUUCAUGUCGCAGGCUUAUGGGAGCAGCAGAAGCCGUACUUCAGAAGGGAGAAUUAGAAUUGUUGAAAGAGCUCGUGGAAGAUUUUACUGCACACGAAGGUCGAGAAUUGCAAAAAGAGCUCAUAUUGCAUGAUAAACGAAAUCUGCAUACAAGCUUCAUAUCAGAACCAUGGUUUGAUAUGUAUCUGAGCGAUCGUCUUCCAUGCCCCAUUAAUUAUAAUCCAUUCAUGGUUUAUGCUCCUGAUCCAGAUCCAGCUUAUAAUGAUCAGCUUACUCGUGCAACAAAUUUGGUCAUUUCAUACGGUCGUAUUAAAAGUGCAUUAGAUGCAAAGUGUUUAGCACCUGAAAUAUACUACAUAAAUCCCAAGGUCGCCACUUCAGCGUCAUUUAAAUGGAUUUGCAAGAAUUUGUCGGAAAAUUUACGGUGGUAUGGUGCAGCGGCUUUUGGUGCAUUUCCGUUGGACAUGAGCCAGUACAAAUCACUUUUUGGCGGUUCACGUAUUCCACAAAAAGGAAAAGACUGGCUUCUGCAUUGUGCUGAUUCUAAACAUUUUAUUGUCUUGCGCGGAGGAAGAAUUUUUUCUGUUGAUUUAUUUGACAAGUAUGGUUCAAUUGUGCCUGCAGAGCAAAUUCAGGCUUGCCUAUCCAUCAUAUUAUCCGAAAAGAGCCAGUCAAAGUCGGAAGAUUGCGUAGGCUCUUUGACUUCACUCGAACGCGACCAAUGGGCAAAAAUUCGUUCUGAGUUGUCGUCAAUUGGCAAUAAUUCAGCAAGCUUGGCACUAAUCGAUAAAAGUUUAUUUGUCCUUUGUUUGGAUCAUUUGGAAAGUGGUAAUUUAAGUCAAUUGGCCGAGAACUUAUUAAGUGGUGGUGACGCGAGGAACAGAUGGUUUGAUAAAUGCUUCCAGCUCAUAGUCGACGCGCAAGGUAUAGCAGCGAUAAAUUUCGAACAUAGCUGGGGCGAUGGUGUUGCUAUACUUCGCCUAAUGGAAGAAUCAUUCCGUGAUACGAAACAAAAUCAUUUCGUUCAUCCCAAUCAAACUUCCAGUGUCGAAGCACAUUUAGGAAGUAAUUUGCGACCAGUUGAGUUCAUGUUGACCGACUCAAUACGUCAAAGGAUUCAAGAAGCUCAGGAGAAACAGAUUGCGAUAGGGUCCAGAAUAUGUUUCAGCACUGCAGAGUAUUUUGAAAUGAAUCGGCAAAUUAUCAAGCAGUCAAAGCUAUCACCGGACUCUCUCAUGCAGUUAGCAAUCCAACUAGCUUUUUAUAAGCUUUAUAAGGAAUUCGUUCCAUCUUAUGAAUCCUGUAGUACUGCUGCUUUUCUAAAGGGACGAACAGAAUGCGUGCGUUCAGCAACAUGCGCUACAACUGAUGCAGUUCUGGCAAUUGAAAAUAACAAAGGCAAUAUUGAACAUCUGAAGAAGUGUUCUACAAUGCAUUUGCAACUAGUGAAAGAAGCUGCAACGGGUCAAGGUUUUGAUCGUCACUUAAUGGGUUUGCGUUGUACUGCUGAGCGGCUUGGUUGGUCACAGCCAAAGUUGUUCAGUAGUGCAGUGUACAAGUAUAUGAAUCGCUUCAUCCUGUCAACAUCGACUCUCUCAACAGAAACGAUAAUAUUUGGUGGAUUUGGCCCGGUUGUUUCUGAUGGUUUUGGUAUUGGUUAUAACGUACUCAACAACAAAAUGGGAGCUCUUAUUUCAUCUUAUAAGAAUCAGCGCAGUGCGGAUGCAUUUGCAGGCUCACUUCUAGAAAGUCUGGAUGUUUUGAAAAAUAUAAUCAUUAAACUAAAACGGUUGUUAUUGAGUCAGCUGCGGAUGUUCGCAUUUAAUAACAAUCGUGAAGUACUGACUGAUUAUCACUACACUCCUUUCGAUGAUAACGAUCAAGGACCAAGAACAAGUCUAUCACGUCUAAAUGAUGAAAUGCAGAAAUGUCAACAGAUUGGUAUUGAAAGUAUCAGUAAGUAUGGUUUUCGUCUGUACGACGGUCAGUUUCUUUAUGGUCCGAUUGCAAUUUUUCCGAAAGCUGUACUAUCGUGGCGUAUUCUUACACCAGAUGAUAUCACUCCCCAAUCAAUGCAGUUUUUUGUGAUGCUUGAGCCGAAGUUGGAUGUGCUGGUAGUUGGGCCAGGAGAUCGUAAACAUGUCGAUCCCGAAGAAGCAGCAAUGUUAUUCAAUAUAUUAAAUAUUGAAUACCGCUGCGUGGCUGCAGCACUUUAUCCACCGGAUGAUCUGUUGGUAACAACAAACGAUCAAGUACGCUUAAUGAACAGGUACGGCAAACCAGGAACUAUUGGUAUGGAUAUGGUUAGUGAUAGCGAUGACAAGUUGGAAUUGGCAAAGAAAGCGAUGCGCAAAUAUUUGCCGGAAAAUGAAGCGAAGAAAAUAGAUGAUUUGCAAACUUCGAGAUUUUUGAUACCGGGGAAAAACGAUGAUAAGAAUAGCGAAAAAAAUUUUAACUAA
This is a messenger RNA of Cercopithifilaria johnstoni, 2628 nucleotides long. The record is from the annotation of a GenBank genome assembly. Lineage: Eukaryota; Metazoa; Nematoda; Chromadorea; Rhabditida; Onchocercidae.